AUGCAGAAAUCAAGCUCAUCUUCUACCAUCUCUGCCCAGCAGCUACAGAGGCAAGAGGGGCUGAGAAAUACCAAAACAGACUUGGCUGAGCAGAAUUUCAUCUCAUCUGAGAAAUGGCUUCAACUGCAUGGGCUUAAGAGCAACAAAUUGACCUUGAAACAGAUUUUGUCACAGAUCGGAUUCCCACAUUGUGAAGAUUAUGUGACAUCUCUGGGGAGACUUGUGGCUUCUCGGUAUGCUGAUGGCCUGUUUCCACAGCUCUGUAGAGCAGAAGAUGGCAGAGUCUACAAUCUGACAGCUAAGUCAGAAUUGAUCUAUCAGUUUGUGGAAUAUUUAACACAAGCCGUGGAGAGCUACAAACAGCGGAUGGAAUGGCUCACCAGCAGAAGCCGGCAGAUUUUUGGUGUCAUCUUGGAACAGUGCAUCACCAUAGUGCUGGAUUUUGGUGGCAUUCUGGAGGGGGAGGUUAAUUUGUGCCAAGAUGCACUAAUCAUGGUCCUCCAGGAGCAGGUGGCUCACAUAACCAAGUUCAAUAUCAUACGGGUUUCUCAAGAGCCUGUGAAAUGGCAGGAAGAUGCUACUCCUGUGACUGAACAGUCCAUAGCCGCUGCCAUCAGCUGGGUUGAGACACUGACUUUUGAGGUGACUGUGAGUGAAGUUAGCCGCUUGCAUGCUCUGCUGGAAGCCGGGAAAGACAAAGCCAUCGAAUCCAUUUACUACUUUGUGGUGGGGGACGUUCCUGAAGAAUCCAAGGAGCUUCUCCUCCAGAGGGCUUUGGAGAUCCCAUAUCCAAUCUACACAGUGUCCUUCAAUGCCAGAGGAGAAGGCACUAUAGCCUUCCUGAAGGAUUUGAGUGCCAAAACCCAUAGCAGAUUCCACGCAUUUGCCGAGAGAACAGACUGUGCAGAGUUUCCUGCAUUUCCCGCCAAGGAUGGCGACAGCGUGAUUACUGGGAAUUCAAGGAAACUGAAAGGAAAACUCCCUCCAGGAGCUGGAGUCAGAGAGGACGUGUUUCUCAUCUGGAGGGAGAUGGAGGAAGCCUGCAGCACGCUAGCCCAGAUCCAGAGGCUGGUGGCCGAGCGUCCCAAGUCCAACAUGGCUCCAGUAGAUUGUGAGUCAGGAGCAACCGCUGUCAAGAUUGAGUCACAGCCAGAAGACACCUGGGACUCUAAGAAGUGGCUACAGAAAUAUGGCUUGAAGGCCCAGAAGCUGUCACUUUAUGACGUCCUAGCUGAUUGCUCCUUCCGCCACGCUGAUGGGGUUGUUGAUAUAAAAGCCAAACCAGAGAAUGAGUCCGUGCAGACCAGUGCGGAGACCAAAAAGAAGACUGUCCAUGCAAAAUAUUGCAGCAGGUUUGUGCACGCUCCCUGGAAGGAUGGGAGCUUGGUCCACGUCAGCAUUACCAAGGAGAAAUGCAAAUGGUACAGUGACAGAGUCCAUGUGGUCCUGGCUCGGAUCCAAAAGAGGAUUAAUUGGCUACAGGAUGGGAGUCAAAUCCUCUUUGGAAAAGUGCAUAAUGAUUGUGUCUAUGUCCUCAUUGAUACAUCUCACUCAAUGAAGAGCAAACUGGACUUGGUGAAGGACAAGAUCAUUCAGUUCAUACAGGAACAGCUGAAAUACAAAAGUAAAUUCAAUUUUGUGAAGUUUGAUGGCCAAGCAGUUGCUUGGCAGGAAAAACUUGCUGAAAUCAAUGAAGAAAAUUUGGAACGGGCUCAGUCCUGGAUUAGAGACAUUAAGGUUGGAAGUUCCACAAACACGCUGAAUGCCCUGAAAAUUGCUUUUGGUGAUAAAGACACACAAGUAAUCUAUCUUCUGACAGAUGGGAGACCUGAUCAGCCACCUGAAAUGGUUAUAGACCAAGUCAAAGGUUUUCAGAAAAUUCCUAUUUAUACCAUCUCCUUCAAUUACAAUGAUGAGAUUGCAAAUGGAUUUUUGAAAGAGCUUGCUUCUUUGACUGGAGGAGAAUUUCAUUCUUACAGUUUUGGUUGCAAGGAUCCCAGUCCUCCAGAGACUGUGCAGAAUGAAGAUCUGACUCUUUUAGUUAAGGAAAUGGAGCAGGGGUACAGUGACCUGGAGAAGGUGCAAACCCUUUAUUCCGACUCCUUGAUCAUGGACUGGUGGUACAACGGAGAAAAGGAUGCGGACAGCAAGCAUCAAAAGGAAAUCUGUUCUAUGGUUUCAACCCCAGAAAAAUGUGCGAAGGAUCAACCUGAUGUCGAAUCAACACAAACCUCAUCCCUAAAUAUGUUGAAAGUACCAUGGAGCCUUUCAAAUCAAAAGAUUCAGAAAAAGAAAGUCCUUCAUGCAGAAUCAACCAAAACCAGCCUGCUCAGAAGCCAGAUGUCUACCCUCAAGAGCUCAGCUUGCAGUGAAGGGAAGGACCGCCUCUCCAACUUGAGCAGCUGGAACACUGCUGCAAGUGACAAAGAAAUGAGCAUCUUGGUGACAAAGGAGUGUCUGGACGACAAGUCCUCAGAAAGAAGCCACGUUUAUGACCACGCUUCUUCAGAUAUGUCUUCAGAAAACUGGCUCAAGACCCACGGCUUAGUGGCCAAGAAACUCACGAUCACGGACAGCCUUUCGGUGACCGCAGUCCCCCACAGCCCCACCUGCAUUCCCAUUCUGGACAAGCAUGAUGUUUCCAAGGUCUUUGAUGAGGAGUUCCCUCUGGCACACGUGUGCAACAACACAAAUAAGAUGACAUUAGUUAACCCCCAAGGAGUCCAGCUCAAUAUCUACAGGGAAAAAGUGGAACAGGCAAUUAAGUCCUAUGAAAAGCGCUUGAAUAAAAUCGUUUGGCGAGCAUUAUCUCAAGAGGAAAAAGAAAAGUUAGAUGCAAACAAGCCAAUACAGUACCUGCAAAACAAGGCAGCUUUAAACCAAGCAUUAGAACGGUUGAAUUGGCCCAUUUCGUUGAAAGAGUUAUCAAUGCUGGAAAAUGAAAUUCUAGCUGGAAAAAAAUACAUUCAUCAGGCCAUGGAACUCCAGGAAGCUGCCAAGAAGAAUUUUGUGAACAAGGCAGCGGGAGAGCAGCAGAAAUUGCAAGGAAAUUCAACAAAGAAAAUCAAAUCCAAAAAACCAGACCACCUCAAAGGCCAGAAGGUUAUUGCAAGAUGUGAUGAAAAUGGCUUUUAUUUUCCAGGGGUUGUGAAGAAGUGUGUGAGCCCCACCCACGCACUGGUGAGCUUCAGGUAUGGAGACACCAAGGUUGUGCCCACCUCGUUCAUCACGCCUGUGGGGGGCGCCAUGCCCUGCCCACUGCUCCAGGUUGGAGAUUAUGUGUUUGCCAAAAUUGUGAUACCCGAAGGAUUUGACUUCUAUGUCCCUGCCAUUGUCAUAGCACUUCCCAAUCAGGAUGCAUCCUCAGAAAAAUUGUACACAGUUUUAAAGUGCAACAAUCGGAGAGAAUUUUGCCCUCGGAGUGCACUUAUUAAGAUCAGCCAAAACAAGUAUGCUCUCUCUUGCUCUCAUAUAAAAUCGCCCCCCGUUCAGGAGGAUCCAAAAAAGGGGGGCAUGGAGGGGAGGACCUCGGCUCCCCUACUCUGGAAACAAAAAGAAGCUGACACUGGGGACUUAAGAGAGCCAAAACAGGAGAACUCUAGAAAGAAGAAAAAGAAAUCUGCCAAAAGGCCACCUGUCCAGGAGAUAGUGUCCUCAGACUCAGACGACUCUUCCCAUGGAACCAGGUCCCACAAGUCCUAUCCUAAGACACACCCCAAGCGCAAGGUAGCAGGGGAGGAGACAUCACUUAUCUCCACAACACCCUGAAAUCUCUUUCAAGAAUAGUGCACGUGAGUUCAUUCCCCAGUUUCUGGGCAUAGCACAAACCCUAACACCGUUAAGUAAUGCUGACGUCCACUUCCCCAGAGAAGGCCCUCGGCCUGGGGUCUAGGAUCGGCCAGCCCUGCUGUCGCUGCCGCACCUCUACCUCGAGCAGCCCCUCCCCAUCGUCCCUGAGCCACCCACAGCAGCAAAGGGCUGAGGACCGUCACUGAGAAAUCUUAAAGUGGUCUAGUGGCAACUAUGCUCAAGAAAGCCCAUGUCCCUCCAGGGCUGCCCAGACCUCAGCUGCUCGACACUGUGGACCUGGCCCCUCUGCAGAGGUAAGGCCGCCCCGCAUUCCACUGGGCCUGCCCUGGGCGUAGCGAAGGUACAGCUCUCCUGUCAUCCCCCACCUGCUCUCCUGCCUGUUGGAGUUUAUUGGUUCUGGCUUUUCCUGAAUACAAAACUGUAUUCAGUCUUCUGGUAGACACUUCAUAUCCCAAAGUUUUAAUGUGACCGGUCACUGUCACAGGAUUUUCAAAUGUUUUGAAAAUCAGAGUAGUUAGGAUCCAAGUCUGAAGUCUUUUUUUUAAUUGAUUAUCUCAGCUGAAUUAGGGAUUUUGUCACUCAACAUUAAGACUGAAAUUAAGACCCGGUAACUUGUCUAAGAUCUGUGAGACUGGACAUUCCCUAUUUUAUUGAUUUCUGGGCAUUUUCAUUGAGCCCUUCCUAAUUAUUUUUGUCUGUAGUCUG
Molecule: messenger RNA, 4515 nt
Organism: Cynocephalus volans (Philippine flying lemur)
Lineage: Eukaryota; Metazoa; Chordata; Mammalia; Dermoptera; Cynocephalidae
Gene: VWA3B
Product: von Willebrand factor A domain containing 3B
Exons: 26
Coding region: 1-3768 (1255 amino acids)
Source: RefSeq, a predicted model, not a curated record